Messenger RNA from Ciona intestinalis (vase tunicate), 1081 nucleotides. Lineage: Eukaryota; Metazoa; Chordata; Ascidiacea; Phlebobranchia; Cionidae. The record is from RefSeq and is a predicted model, not a curated record.
UGGUCAGAAUAUGAUGUUAUCGUGGGUAAAACUUUCCCAUAUAGUUGAACUGAAAAACAGAUGACAAAUAUUUCGUGUUGAUUUUACCUUUAAAUGAUAGAUUGUGUAUAUGGAUUGUACCAUAGAUACUGAUGAGCAAAGUUCUUUAUACAUUAAAUAACAUUGAGGGUAUUUUAAUCGCGCUUUGCGUCCUUUCUUGCCAUUUGGGACAGAUGGCGCGGUUUCAAUCAUAUAAAAUUAAUGCAACGUUAAUCUGCUGUAUGGUUCGUUUUAAUCUAGAUACUCGAUGUCAAAAAAUGCCAUUGGAAAACUCCCCUUUAGCGUUGAUCUAUGAUUGUUAUUUCGCUUAGUAUAUUUUAAAUCAUAGUGGCGCAUUUGCGUCAAAUGUAUAAUGAAACAUACGUCGGUGCAGUAAAUACGCAAAAGAUCAAUGUGCCUCUAAUGGAAUACAAAUGAGAAAACAAUGAAUUCCGGUCUCUUGGUUUGAUCAAAAUAGAGCAGCACUAUAUAAAUGCCCUGUGUUGUACGAUUGAUUUUAGACUAGAUAUCGUUUGACGUUUGUUUGACAGCAUAUACGUUAUUGUCCAAGUUGGCUGACUUAAAAAUGUUAUUUUAUUAUUAUUAACAUUACAAAAGUUGAUUCUAUAUUAUACAGGAUUAUCCUAAAGCAGUAAAAUCGUGUGAAAUGGCUGCAAAAGUCAGACAACCAAGUCAUACAAAACCUUCAAUCAGAAAUUGGAUAUUUGUUGCUGGACUACUUUUCUGUAUAUUAGUUUUUCUGCCUACUUUUUCUGAAAGUGUGGCACUGAGGAAGUCUGACAGGGCCAAGUUUAAGAACUUAUUGACGACUGUGGAGAACAUGCUAAACGACGACCAGGCACUCCAGGAAAUCGAAGAUAAAAACAUAUACGGUUUGCAAGAUGACAGACCCGAGAUAAGAGAAACCAGACACAACAAAUUGUUUGUACCGGGGAUACUAAAAAGGCUCUACCCUUUACGACACCCCGCACAGGCAGAAAGUUACCUUGAUGAAGCACUAAAGAUGCUGCUUGCGGAUCAAGAGCAUCGUGAAAUAAUAUAA